Molecule: messenger RNA, 2035 nt
Organism: Mytilus trossulus (common blue mussel)
Lineage: Eukaryota; Metazoa; Mollusca; Bivalvia; Mytilida; Mytilidae
Product: cytochrome P450 3A24-like
Exons: 14
Coding region: 159-1694 (511 amino acids)
Molecular function (GO): oxidoreductase activity, acting on paired donors, with incorporation or reduction of molecular oxygen; iron ion binding; heme binding
Source: RefSeq, a predicted model, not a curated record
UAUUAAGAGUGAACUAACGCAUUCCUUACGCGUGUAAAUUUUGUCUUAAGUUGCCAUCCAUACAUAUUUAGAUCAUUCCUAUUUAUAGAAAAUUGUUAUUUAACUGAUUGAAUAUUUAUCCACCUGAUUUACCUUGUUUAUCGGCGAACUUCAGAAACAUGGAUUUCUUAGGGAUCGCAACAAUUCCAGGAUGGCUGCUCACGAUCUUAUUAUUCUUCAUGACAAUGUGUUUGUACUCCUUAUACUGCCAAACAACUUUCUGGAGGCUUGGUAUUCCUGGGCCUAGGCCAACUUUAUUCUUAGGAAAUAUUAUGGAAUUUGUAAAAAAGGGUGUGCUUCAAUCAGACCUUGACAAUUUGCAGAAACACGGAAAGAUAUUCGGGAACUAUGCUGGAAAUUUGGCUUCAUUGACUAUCUGUGAUGUUGAUAUCAUAAAACAAAUUUGCAUCAAAGAUUUCUCAAAAUUUCCAAAUAGGAUAGCUAAAGGUGAUAACACUGAUCCCUAUAUGAAGGAUGCUAUUUCACUUGCACGUGACGAACACUGGAAGUUUUUAAGAUCAUCCAUUUCUCCUACCUUUUCCUCCGGAAAAAUGAGACAGAUGAUGCCAUUGCUUCAAAAAUGUGUGAAUGACAUGGUUGAAAAACUGAAGAAGGAUACCGAAAAUGGAGAAGUAGUCGAUGUGUGCAAGUACUGUGGUUCGUUUUCAAUGGAUGUAAUAGCCAGUACAGCUUUUGGUAUGGACGUAGAUGCCCAAAACGAUCCAGAUAACUCGUUUAUUAAGAAUGCCAAGAAAGCUUUUUCCUCUGGACUGAAAAAUCCUAUGUUAUUGUUUGUUCUUUUUUUCCCUUUCCUGAGAAAUAUACUUUCCUACUUUAAAUUAUCAACUUUAAGCAAAGAAAUGGCGACUUUUUUUCACUCUGCUGUGAACACUGCUUUUGAAGAAAGAAAGUCAGAAAGCACGAAAAGACAUGACUUAUUGGGACUAAUGUUAAACGCACAUACCGACAAAGAAAAAAGUGAGGAAAAUAUAGAAUUGUCAUCUUCAACGAUAAAGAAUUUCCCGAAAAGACCCCUUACAACCAACGAAAUAUUAGCAAAUAGUCUUACAUUCUUUUUGGCUGGAUAUGAAACCACUGCGAAUGCGUUAUCCUUUGUCCUAUAUUGCUUAGCUUUAUAUCCAGAUUAUGCUGACAAGGUUCGACAUGAAGUUGAUGAUAACAUUGGAAAGGAGAAACCAACAUAUGACAAAGUCUCAAAGCUUCAGUAUUUAGAUAUGUUUGUUUGCGAGGUCCUUCGACUAUAUGGUCCGGCUGCAAGAUUUAAUCGAACAGCAGAAGACGAUGUAGAAAUUGGUGGAUAUAAAAUACCGAAGGGAACUGAUAUACAAUUUGCAAUAGGUGUCAUUCAUAGAGAUCCAGAGUUUUGGCCUGAACCAGAGGUUUUUGAUCCAGAGAGGUUCACGUCCGAAAACAAGGAGAAACGUCACCCAUAUGCUUGGUUACCAUUUGGUGUUGGUCCUCGUAACUGUGUUGGUAUGAGACUAGCACUUACAGAACUCAAAAUGGCUGCUGUUACCAUAGUUCAAAACUUUACCGUUGUAAGAUGCGAUGAAACUGAGGUUCCAAUUACAUUUGAUAAAGGGGGAUUUAUUAAAGCACAGAAUGGCAUUAAACUGAGACUGACAAAGAAAUAGAUAGAUAUGUACUAGUAUCUGUAAAUAGUCACACUGUGUUUGAGAAGAGAUAGACGGAUUCUUGUUUGUAAACAGUCACAGUGUGUUGAGAAAAAAUAGAUUGAUAUUUUUCGUAAUGAUAACAGUGUGUUGGAGAAUAGAUAGACUGAUAUUUGGAAAUGGUGCAGUGUUUUUGGAUGGGAGAUAGACUGAUAUUUGGAAAUGGUGCAGUGUUUUGGGAUGGGAGAUAGACUGAUAUUUGUAAAUGUUUACAGUGUGUUCAAGACAAAUAUGUCUCAUGUUUCAAUUAUACUGGAAACGUUUACAAUUUUAUUUCGCUUGUGACAAAUGAAUUUUUUUAU